AUGAAGUACAUCAUCCUGGCUCUUUGUUUGUUGAGUGUUGUCUUAGCAAGGACUAGAGUGACCAGUCCGUUUGCUCAUCCAAAGAUAGAUGUUGAGAAGAUCAAAGCUCUACAUACAGAUAUUGUUGAAGAUACAGUUGACAUGAAAAUUGAUCAUUUCAAUGCAAAUGGACAAUCAGACACUUAUCCAAUGAGGUACCUAGUUAACGCUAAGCACUAUCAAAAAGGAGGUCCAAUCUUUUUCUAUGCUGGUAACGAAGGAAAUGUAUACACCUUUUAUAACAAUACUGGAUUCAUGGUAAACACUCUUGCUGAGGAGUACAAGGCUCUAGUAGUCUUUGCAGAGCACAGAUAUUUCGGAGAAUCUCUCCCAUUUGGAGAUAAGUCUUUCGAUACUGAAAAUCUUAAGUAUCUCAACGUUGAGCAGACCAUGACAGACUAUGUUGAGUUUAUCAGAGGAUUCAGGAAGGAAUCAGGCCUCGACCAGACUCCAGUAAUUGUCUUUGGAGGAUCUUAUGGAGGUAUGCUCGCUUCAUGGUUGAGAAUGAAAUUCCCAGAGACCUUCCAAGGUGCAAUUGCUUCAUCUGCUCCGAUUAUUUAUUUCAAGGACGCUGUACCAGAAGAUGGAUUCUACAAUGUUAUUCAAGAUGUAUUUACUCAUAAUCAUCCAGAAUGUUCUGAGAAUAUCAAGAAAGUUGCUGAAUUGAUUGUUUCAUUCAAAAACCAACCAGAAAAGAUCAGAUCUCUUAAAAGUAUGUAUAAUACUUGCCAGGCAAUUGAAACUGCAGAUGAUGUUGACAAAAUCACUGGAUUCUUAUACAACGCUUGGAUCUACAUGGCUAUGACUAACUAUCCUUAUCCUACUGAGUUUUUAGCUCCAAUGCCAGGAAAUCCAGUUGAUGUAUCUUGUGAGCCAUUCGACUUGACUGCUUCAAAGCCAAAGAUCACUAGCCUUCUCAAGAAAGAUAGUCUUUUCUCUGACGAUGAGCUUGCUCUUCUUCAAGCUGCUGCUGACAGUGUCCAGGUAUUUUACAAUUACACUGGAGAACUCGCAUGUAACGAUCUGAGCGGAAGUGAGACUCCUAACCUAGAUGCCUUUGGAUGGGACAUUCUGGCUUGCAAUGAGAUGGCCAUGCCAAUGGGUACCGAUGGAAAGGACAACAUGUUCCUUCCAGAGUCCUUUAGUUAUGAAGCUCAUACUAAGCAAUGCGAAGAGAGAUUCGGAAUCACCCCACAAUUCGAUUUUGCUUUAACUUUCUUCGGUGGAAGGAAUCCAACCUUCGACUUUGCAACCACUUCCAACAUAGUGUUCGCUAAUGGAAACAUUGAUCCAUGGAAUGCUGGAAGUAUUACUAUACCUGUAAGCAAGGAUACUGUGACUAUUAACAUUGAAAACUCAGCCCAUCACUUAGAACUCAGAGAUCCAAAUCCUCUAGACCCACAAUCUGUUGUAGAUGCUAGAAAUGUUGAAAGAGAACAAAUCACAAAGUGGCUUGCCCAAUUUAGAGAAAUAGUUGAAUCUUCUUAA
Moneuplotes crassus is the source of this 1527-nucleotide messenger RNA. The record is from the annotation of a GenBank genome assembly. Lineage: Eukaryota; Ciliophora; Spirotrichea; Euplotida; Euplotidae.